AUGGCUAUUCAAGAGAUCGUCAGUUCAUUACGACGUGAGAAUACAAUGCACGAUAGACGGGAGAUGAGAGAAAAUAGAAGGAAAAAAAGAUUUAAAAAAGCAACAGUAAUUGUUGUAAAUCCCAGCUCCCAUAGCUUAAAGACUGAAAUGUGUCAAGUUUUUAAGCUUAAGACAUCAAUUUGUGUCUCAAAACAAAGGCAAAUAAAUCUUGAGAAAUCUCUAAGCUCUGCAACAACAAAUGAUGGAAAAUUUUGA
Messenger RNA from Clunio marinus, 255 nucleotides. Lineage: Eukaryota; Metazoa; Arthropoda; Insecta; Diptera; Chironomidae. The record is from the annotation of a GenBank genome assembly.